This is a messenger RNA of Oryzias latipes (Japanese medaka), 766 nucleotides long. Its product is annotated as C-type mannose receptor 2-like. NCBI's taxonomy places the organism in Eukaryota, Metazoa, Chordata, Actinopteri, Beloniformes, Adrianichthyidae. The record is from RefSeq and is a predicted model, not a curated record.
ACUGUACUUCUUUGGGCAUGAAAAGACUUGGUAUGAAGCCCAAGAGUACUGUGAAGAGAAACACACGGGUCUAGUUGGUGGAACACAACAGCUGAAGGAGCUGGAGGAGGCUUGCUUUUGCUUAGGUUUAGGAUCAAACCAGUCUCUGGAGCAGCAUCAGAAAAAGAAGCAAGCUGAGCUAUUCAAGCUAAAUAACGGAGCAACCUAUGUGACCAUGGAAUCAUUACUGAAUUUCUGCACAAUUGAUCACAUCUUUAUUGGCCUAACCAGAGAAACCCGGGCUUGGUCAGAUGGGAGCAGGUUCUCUUUUACAUUCUGGGAUCCCAGAAAGACUGGAAACAAAGACUGCAUCAUGAUGAAUGACAGAGGCGAGUUGAUCAGUGAAGACUGUACAGAUAAAAGACCCUUCAUCUGCUAUACAGAUCAAGUGAUCCUGAUCAAAGAGAACAGAACCUGGGAGGAGGCCUUAUACUACUGCAGACAUCACCACCAUGACCUGGUCACCAUCACUAACAUGGAUGAACAGAUCUGGGUCCAGGAGAAAACCAAGAAUGCCUCCUCUCCCUUUGUGUGGACUGGACUGCGCUACACCUGCACUCUGGGGUUCUGGUUCUGGGUCAGUGAUGAGGUGGUCCACUACAAGAACUGGGCCUCACCUGAACAGGUGAAUGAGUGUGACAUGUCAGGAGCCAUGAAGACAGGAGGAGAACACAAUUGGUUCAAGAAACAUGAUGAGGAGAAGUUCAACUUUUUCUGUUCAAAGUGA